Meleagris gallopavo (turkey) is the source of this 871-nucleotide messenger RNA. Lineage: Eukaryota; Metazoa; Chordata; Aves; Galliformes; Phasianidae. The record is from RefSeq and is a predicted model, not a curated record.
AGUGACUCAGCGCUGAGCCAAUGGGAUAAGAGUGAGGGGACGGCGGGCGGAGACCGGAAGUGUUAAUGAAGGGAGAGGAAGAGGAAGGGGACGGAGCGGAAGAGGAAGAGCAGCGAUGGCGUGGUUGCGGGUCGGGGCCCUCAGCGGCUCUGUAGCCGUGGCGGCUGCGGCCUACGGGGCCCACGGGUUCCGCCGCAGUGAUCGCGAUGAUUACCAGAAGGAGAUCUUCGAGACGGCCAAUCGGUACCACAUCCUGCACAGCUUGGUGCUGCUCAGCGUCCCCCGCUGCCGCCGGCCCGGAGUGGCCGGAGCGCUGCUGAGCGCGGGGAUGACGCUGUUCUGUGGUCCCUUCUAUUACUUCGCCGUCACCGGGGAUCCGUCGCUGAACCGCGCGGCGCCCGUGGGCGGAACGCUGCUCAUCCUGGGCUGGGCCGCCAUGGCGCUCUGAGCGGCGUCGCCCAUUUAAGACCGCGGCGUUUCCCCUUUAAGAGCCGCGGCGGCGUCCCUAUAACAACCGCCUCUUUUAGGACGGGGCAUCGCCCUUUUAAGAACUGCAGCGUUGCCCCUUUAAGGCACGGCCCCGCCAUUCCUAUUGGCUGAGCGCUCCGCCAAUCAGCGUGGAAAGCUCGAGUGGAGGCCGCAGCCAAUCGGUGCGCGGGGGCGUGGCUUCAGCGCAACAUGCGGACGUCACCGCGCUGUUGCUGGGUGACAGCGAAUGGGGGACGAGCACUCAGCCUUAUCCCGCCCCCUCGCCGUGAUUGGCUACGGGCGGCAGAAGGAGGGAGUGAAGAGCAGCCUGUGAUUGGCUGCGUCAUAGCCCGCCCCCCCGAAUGAAUCAACCAAUAAACGAUGGAGUUUCAGCAGCCUCCCA